Carassius carassius (crucian carp) is the source of this 1231-nucleotide messenger RNA. Its product is annotated as ADP-ribosylation factor-like protein 3. Gene Ontology annotation, molecular function: GTP binding; GTPase activity. The transcript is spliced from 6 exons. The record is from RefSeq and is a predicted model, not a curated record. Gene Ontology annotation, cellular component: cytoplasm; microtubule cytoskeleton. Gene Ontology annotation, biological process: cilium assembly. The coding region runs from base 94 to 645 and encodes 183 amino acids. NCBI's taxonomy places the organism in Eukaryota, Metazoa, Chordata, Actinopteri, Cypriniformes, Cyprinidae.
CGCGGUUGCUUUAAAACGACGCCAGCGAGCGGUGACGUCACUGAGCGUCCCCUAGUAACGCUCGUCAGCGUCUCGGAAAACACCUGGAGGAAGAUGGGCUUGUUAUCAAUCCUAAGAAAACUAAAGAGUGCCCCAGACCAGGAGGUACGCAUUCUGCUUCUCGGAUUAGACAAUGGUGGAAAGACAACACUUCUCAAACAGCUCGCCUCUGAGGAUAUUAGUUACAUCACCCCAACACAGGGCUUUAACAUUAAGAGCGUGCAGUCUCAGGGCUUCAAGCUGAAUGUCUGGGACAUUGGAGGCCAGAGGAAGAUAAGGCCUUACUGGAGAAACUACUUUGAAAAUACUGACGUGCUUAUUUAUGUCAUAGACAGUGCUGACAGGAAGCGGUUUGAGGAAACGGGGCAGGAGUUGGCUGAGCUGCUGGAUGAGGAGAAACUCAGUGGCGUACCCGUUAUGAUCUUUGCCAAUAAGCAAGACCUGCUGACUGCUGCUCCAGCCUCUGAGAUCGCAGAGGGACUGAACCUGCACACCAUUCGGGACCGGAUAUGGCAAAUUCAGUCCUGCUCUGCUCUGACAGGAGAGGGGGUACAGGAUGGCAUGAGCUGGGUCUGCAAGAACAUUACUGCAAAGAAGAAGCAGUGAAUCGAUUGUAUUUGUCUACAGCGGUUUAGGGAAUGUGAAAAGCAAACUUUGUGGACUGUGUAGAUUCCCUACCUGCAGGUUAAAGGAAUAUGAGAAUGUUCAGAGAGGCUUUUCUUUUUUUUUUUUCAUCUGAACCACCUCAGCCACUGCCUCAAUUCCUCAGCCAUCAGCUCGGUCUGACUCGCAUUUACUUCAUAAACAAUGUGCAAUAGCAUUAUAUUCUGAAUUAAUCUGAUUUAUAAUGUACAAUCAACCAGUUUAAUAAGUGUUUUUUGCAUUAUUAUUAUUAUUAUUUAGUCUGUUUGGAAUCUUUUUCAAUAUCUUGGAUAUCUAUGACUUAUUCCUUUUGAAAUGUUUUAUACAUUAUACUAACUUUUUUAGUUUUUAGACCAUUGCAUAAAAACAUUUCUUGCAUAGCCUGUGUUAUUUGACUGGCUUAAACAAAUGUGUUAUAAAAAGCCCCAAGCCCUUAGAUACUUUACUAUGGGAUGAGUGCUUGUAACAUGUUUAGCAACCUUUAGCAUCUGGCUGUGGCAGUGAAGAGGUUCUUUCUUUAUGAGGACAUGAGAUUGAGAGCAUUAUAUUC